AUGAUCCCCUGUCUACGUCGCUGGACGACACCACGGGCACUAUCAGCCCCAAUCCGCCUCUUCAGCGAAACCCCCAUCGCCCCCUCCAAGCCCCUCCCACCACGUCUUAAAAUCAACGACGAAGACAUAUCGAUAUCCUACCUAAAAGGCACCGGGCCUGGCGGACAGAAGAUUAACAAAACCAACUCAGCGGUGCAAAUUAUCCACAAGCCCAGUGGGGUGGUAAUCAAAUGUCAAGCGACGCGCUCGCAAUCGCAGAAUGCCAAGAUUGCGCGAUCCUUGUUGGCUGAUAGGGUUGAGGCUAAGGAGAAGGGGGAGGAAAGUCGAAUUGGGAUUAAGGCUGCGGCGGCACGGAAGAAGAAGGCUAGUAAGAUGAAGAAGGCAAGGAGGAAGUAUCGGGAGCUUGAGGAUGGGGCAAAGUCGAAGGUUGAAGAGGAAGAUGAGAUUGAAAUCAUUUGGGACGAGGAUGUGAAGCCGGAGGAAUCUAAACCGGCUGGUGACUCGGGGAAGACCUAG
Molecule: messenger RNA, 516 nt
Organism: Penicillium bovifimosum
Lineage: Eukaryota; Fungi; Ascomycota; Eurotiomycetes; Eurotiales; Aspergillaceae
Product: peptide chain release factor family protein
Exons: 2
Coding region: 1-516 (171 amino acids)
Biological process (GO): translational termination
Cellular component (GO): mitochondrion
Molecular function (GO): translation release factor activity
Source: RefSeq, a predicted model, not a curated record